Messenger RNA from Neltuma alba, 826 nucleotides. RefSeq lists its product as uncharacterized. Bases 137 to 544 code for a protein of 135 amino acids. Lineage: Eukaryota; Viridiplantae; Streptophyta; Magnoliopsida; Fabales; Fabaceae. The transcript has a single exon. Gene Ontology annotation, biological process: response to auxin. The record is from RefSeq and is a predicted model, not a curated record.
UCUGCUCACAAAACCCCCCUCCCUCCCAAACUAAAAAUCAUCUCUAUAUAUACGCCCACAAACCAUCCCCCAUGUAUCUCACCAAGUUUUCUCACAUUGCUUACAAACAAGUUAACCUUCUUCUCUCAUAGAAACAAUGGCUUUUAAGAAGAUCCUGCGUAGGUCUCUUUCCAGAGGGAAAGAAGGAACUUCCAUGUCUACAAAGGUUCCAAAAGGGUAUCUUGCAGUGUACGUGGGAGAAGAGCAAAAAAGAGGGUUCAUAGUGCCUGUCUCGUGCUUGAACGAACCCGAGUUCCAAGAAUUACUAAGGAGGGCUGAGGAAGAUUUGGGUUUGAUCAUCCGAUGGGUGGUCUCACAAUUCCUUGCAGCGAAGAUAUCUUCAUCAAUCUCACUUCUCGCCUUGUACCAUGAUGUUUUUCCCUUGUGCACUUGGUCACGAAGGUUCCCAUACCAUGUCAGGAUCACAAAUGAUUCAACUUCAAAGCCUACGCAGUUGGCUGCAGAAGCAAAGUUACAACCUGGGGAAAAAUCAAAAGAGCAGUGAAUUAACUCGCUGUUGAGAGAGUUUCAUGGUUGAGAAGCAUAUGUCUCAAAGGGGAAACAAGUAUUGUAAUUCUUCAUCUAAAGGAUGGUGACACAAGCUGCUCCAUUGUUGUGCUACUAAGGUCAAGCUCUCGAGCCAAGACACAGUUACACAAAACCAGGGCUGCCCCUAAGGAUUCUCGUCAUUCUUUGAUCCGGAAAACUGAAUUUUCGCACGGACUAUGUGAAUUGUAAAGUUUCAUUCAUUAAUGGACAUACAUGAUAUUCAAAUUACUCUUCUCUA